GACCAAGGUCCACUCCUACUCGAAUUGUCACGUUUUGCUGUUAAAGCUACAUUGUGUCUUUAAGAUUUAAAAACAUAUAUAUAAAUUACCUACAUUUCAGACACUUUUGUGUUAGUUUUCCCUGAGUUAGAUUUCACUCUAGAGAAAGAGAUAACAGGCUGUCUGUCACCUUCUCAGUGAACUUGGGUAACCCGCCUCGUUGAUCAGCGCGGUGACAGCGGUAUCAACUGUCAAUAAACUAGAAAUCCCCUGCUGCACCUUUAAGAAGUUGCAGCAAAUGGGCGCUUGGAUGAAACUACUGUAGCUGGAACACUGGGAGAGAAUAUUAUACUUCCGUGUUGGAACACUGCGACCAAUGUGACCCCCUCAUUCACGCGAUGGAUGACGAAUGGCCAGUUUACCAUUGAACGCAAUCAUUCCAUUAUAAUUCCAAUAUCCCCAAGUGAAGGGCACCUGACCAUACUGUACAAUCAAAGCUUGUACAUCAACAGAAUUAAUCUAUCAGAUGAGGGGACCUAUCUCUGUGAUUCUUUACCCCAUAACAACAAAACUCAAACAAGUCUCACAUUGCAAAUAGUCAGUGGUCCUGACAAUAGCAUCAUAGACAUCCAGCCAGCCACGCCUCUUUCCAACGGAACCCUCUUUGUUGUCAGGGGUUCCACGGUGUCAUUCAACUGCUCCAGCUUGUCCUACCCCUCCCAGAGCCUGUCCUGGGGGUUUCAGGGUGUGGAGUCCAGUAAUGACUCUCUGGCAGUGGGCAGUGGGUCAUGGCUGGACUUCAGGAUAGAGGAUGUUCAGCCCACAGCUCAGGGGAACUACAGCUGCAGAGCCCAGAACUCAAUCUCCCAGAAGACUGCUGGCUCUAGCACAGAGCUGCUUGUAUACUAUUCCCCAGAGAGGCACCCAGAGUGUCUGUGGAACACAGGGAAGGAUCUGUCCCGUGUCCAAUUCAGCUGUAGCUGGUUUGGAGGCUACCCCUCUCCCACGUUAUUCUGGGGGGAGAAGCAUCAGAAGUCAGGGAGCCAUGGGAAGCAGGUGGCUGGACAACUGAUGGAGUCGGAGGAGACAGAUAAUCUGGUGGUGAAUCUGAACAGGUCGUUGUUGUUCGAUGGGCAGAUGCUGAAGUGUAGUGGGCAUCACCCUACGAUAAGUCCAGGAGAGGAUAAGUUCUGCUCCUUCACCCUGAAGUCCCCCUAUCCUGAAGGGGAACCACUAGUCACAGCGGUAGAAGGAACCAACGUGACAUUAACGUGUACAGAGUCCAACUCCCUGCCUCCAGCCCACACCAGCUGGCAGAGGACAGCCCAGCAGGAGGACGUAGUCUCCAGCCCUAAGUACGUCCUGUCAGAGCAGGGCCCCACCUUCACCCUCACUAUAGUCAACAUCACCAAGCAGGACGAGGGCUUCUACUUCUGCAGGAGCGAGAACCCACUGAUGGUCCGCGAGUUGGAGAUCUAUUUAACAGUUAAAGCCACCUCUCAAUACACUGGAGCAAUCAUAGGGAUAUUCCUAGCUAUUUUGAUAGUAGGAUCUGGCAUUGUUAUUGCUAAGACAAUAUACUCCAACCGUGACCGAAUAUGCCUGGGUAAUGGAUUUGAGCAAAUGGGGGAGAGAGGAGAUGUGUUGAGCCUGGUAGAGGCAGAUGAAGAGGAGGUGUUUCAUGAAGCUAUACCCAGACUGCCACCUCUGCCUCUGACCAACGGACACAAUACUACACUUGUAGAGAUACACACAAUACCAUCCAUUGACCACGAAGAUGCAGAAAUUCUUGAGCAUCCAUUACAGCUAGAAGAUAGAGAUAUCGAUGAGCUUGUCACGUUUUAGGUGUUGUAAGACUUUAAGAAAACUAUUGUGUUGUGUGUGUAAUGAUUGGUGGUUGGUUUGUACAGUAUGUAGAUACAGUAUAUAGGUUUGCUUUUUACCACCCAUUUGACCUUUGUUUUGUUUUAGCUUCAGGCUUAUUAGGUGAUACUUAACAUGGUUAUUUCAAUUAAUUGUUGCCAUUUGCCUCAUUUAAAUUACAUAUUUGACAAUAAUGUAACAUUUUGUAUUUCUCAAAAACAAAAUUAAACCGGUUUUAAAAAAUAAAAUAAAAAAAGGCAGGGAUGUAGUUCUCUCUCUUGUUUUUAUAUACAAGUUGGAAUGCGUAGGCUUAUCAGGGCCUAGUUUUAAAAAAUGGAUUUCGAUAGGAUUAAAUCCAUAGAAAUAGAACGGAAGAAUCGGUAGGCAGGUUCCGUUGACCCAGGUUUGUUAGAUAAGCAAUGUUUAAAAAAAAUAAUAAUAAUAAUCAUUGCAACAUGUUUAAUGGAAAGGCAGUUAUAGAAGAAAUGUUCUAGAUUGAUAACUUUUGUAUUCGUUCGAUGGGAGUAUUUGUUUUAAUCAAACUUUAACACGACAAAUGAUGGAAGCUGUAUUUUUUUUUCGAAUAAAUGAUGAUUGACGAUU
Messenger RNA from Oncorhynchus masou masou (cherry salmon), 2445 nucleotides. RefSeq names its product V-set and immunoglobulin domain-containing protein 10-like. The record is from RefSeq and is a predicted model, not a curated record. The transcript is spliced from 9 exons. The coding region runs from base 382 to 1824 and encodes 480 amino acids. NCBI's taxonomy places the organism in Eukaryota, Metazoa, Chordata, Actinopteri, Salmoniformes, Salmonidae.